AGACUGGAAGAUUCUUGAGUGGUGAACAAGAGCUAGAAUCUCAUUGGUCGGAUUUAAUGCUAUCGUGUGGGUAUUGUUAGGCGUUGUGAUGGUUUUUAUCACUUUCUCCAUCAAAAAAGAAAACAAAUUGGCAUUUUAAAAUAAAACAAAUUGGCAUAUUUUGUUAUUAAUUUGUGGUCAUAUUUGACAACGAAAAGCAGCAGAUGAGGUAUGGUUUGUUCAACGUCCAAGUCAAAAUUUGACGAUUUUUAUUAUUAUCACUCAAGAUACAAAUUUAUUGUAGAAAAGAGCUAUUUAUUUUGUUACAACGUAAAUAAUGUCUGAAACUUUUGAUGCAUAUAUGGCACUGAACGUUGGUAAGUUUCUAUCAAUCAAAUUAAAACAUUGACAAAACAUUCUGGCUUCAACCGGUGACCGUUUAAUUAAACAUCAAAAUGAAUAAAAUAAUAAACAAAAAUUUAAUUGAGAAAAUGAACAAAUAUAAAAAUAUGAAUUUACGUUUAAUUCAUUCUCCUUCGAAAUUGGAGGACGACUUUUUCAUAAUUUUUUUCAUCUCUAAGAAAAUGAGAGGAAUAAAAUGUGACCAUUUGAUUGUAAUUUGACAAAAAAAAAUCAACAUGAAUAGUUUAAAAAUUGAAGAAUAAAAGUUUCGUCAUAAUUUUGUUCAUAAAAUAUGGUCCAAUUGAAGCCAUUAUGUUGUCAAAACACAUUAUGCGGAAGCACCGUGAACGAUUAGUUAGGGUUAAAUGCUUCUACACAAGAUCAAGGAUUCGAUUUUUACAGAAAAUACAAUUUCUUGUAAAUUAUAAGAUUCAAGCUUUUCAGAAGUUUUAAAAAUGCUCAGAGCCGUUCACAUUAUGCUAAUGUGCUGUAUAAAUAACAUGUUUACCUAGAAUGUCGUACGUGCAAAGGUAUUUAUCGAUCCGAAUGUUACGAGAAGAGUUUCGUCGUGAAAUUAUCCAUGAAUUAGGUAAUUAUCAUAAUUUGUAAUAGAUAUAGAAAUUAUAUGAUAAUGUAUCCAGUGUAAAAAAACACAGUUUCUUAUAUGAUUCUAAAACAAUAAAUAAAACAGAGGAAGGGGAUUUAGAUCUUUCACAAAAUGUCAAGAACAUUGCAGUUUCAACAUGUUUUACGUAUGUCCGGGUAUUGGUUCAUGUUUUCGGACCUUUUUAGAGCCCAUCUUCUUUUUCCACAAUAUGAUUUGGUUAAAUGAUGUUUUGGGUUCAAAUAUAGUUUGUUAUACAUGUUAUGGAUUUUGUGACUAUACAUUUUUAAGAUUAUGAUUAUUUUAGUUUAGUUGUUUUAGAUAUCAUAUCAAAAUGGAAAUAAAAUAAAUUAUUUAAAGUAAUUAUCUAAGUUCUAAAUACUUAUUUUAAAAUAUCAUAUAUUAAACAAGUAAUUAUAUAAGAUUCAAAUACUUAUUUCAGAUACUAAUCUGAAUCUUUGAACCAUGGUUUUCGAUUAUUUGGAUUUUCAAAAAAAGAAAAAAAAAUGAUAUCUAAUGGCCAAAUCAUAGACCGCGCAAAUAGGCCCAUUUAAAUACGGAGAAGCCUAACUGGGCCUUAAAGUAAAGAACUCCAAAAACAAACAACUUCCGUAUAGUUUGGGGACUUAAACUUCAGAUGCUAUAAAUAUUGUAUUAAGUUGGAAAAGAGAAGAACGGGUUUGGAGAUUUGAAGGAAAGCUUGAACGCUGUUUCUUAUUCCUCCCUCUGCCACUCUGUGAAUCCUUCUCCCACGCUUUUUUAUCUUUCAACAUGGGUCUAACGGAAGAAGAAAUCAAAAGAAUGUACAGAAUCCAGAAGACGUUGAUGCAGAUGCUCAAGGACCGUGGCUACUUUAUCGCCGAUUCUGAAAUCACGAUGACCCUAACACAGUUCGUUAGGAAGUAUGGGGACAACAUGAAAAGGGAGGAUCUUGUUACUCUCAGGGCUAAGAGGAAUGAUAGCAGUGAUCAGCUCUAUGUCUUCUUCCCUGAUGAGGUGAAAGUUGGAGUUAACACAAUGAAAGUGUACACAAACCGGAUGAAGUCAGAGAAUGUUUACAGAGCUAUCUUGGUUGUUCAGCAGAACUUGACUCCUUUUGCUCGAAAUUGCAUUAGUCAGAUCUCUUCUAAAUUCCAUCUCGAAGUUUUCCAGGAGGCGGAAAUGCUAGUGAACAUUAAGGAACAUGUUCUUGUUCCUGAGCACCAAGUUCUCACCACUGAAGAGAAGAAAACUUUACUGGAGAGAUACACUGUCAAGGAGACUCAGCUUCCAAGGAUUCAAGUGACUGAUCCAAUCGCAAGAUACUUUGGACUCAAACGUGGCCAAGUCGUCAAGAUCAUCCGUCCUAGUGAAACCGCUGGUCGUUACGUUACCUAUCGUUAUGCUGUAUAACCAAAAUUGAGAGUUGAACUCUCAGAGCUGUGAAACAUAAGACGAUUACCAAACUGUUGACAACGGUUCUUUGCUACAUUUUUCCUUCUUUUUUUGUGCACGGUUCUUUGCUACAUGUAAGAAUUGAAAAACCUUACACGAGUAUCUUUUAUUAUCAUACACUGUUAGUGCACAAUGAGCAA
Brassica rapa (field mustard) is the source of this 2559-nucleotide messenger RNA. Its product is annotated as DNA-directed RNA polymerases II and IV subunit 5A. Gene Ontology annotation, cellular component: RNA polymerase II, core complex; RNA polymerase III complex; RNA polymerase I complex. Gene Ontology annotation, biological process: tRNA transcription by RNA polymerase III; transcription elongation by RNA polymerase I; transcription by RNA polymerase II. The record is from RefSeq and is a predicted model, not a curated record. NCBI's taxonomy places the organism in Eukaryota, Viridiplantae, Streptophyta, Magnoliopsida, Brassicales, Brassicaceae. Gene Ontology annotation, molecular function: DNA binding.